Molecule: messenger RNA, 603 nt
Organism: Blumeria graminis f. sp. triticale
Lineage: Eukaryota; Fungi; Ascomycota; Leotiomycetes; Helotiales; Erysiphaceae
Source: the annotation of a GenBank genome assembly
AUGGCUCCGCCUAAGCAGCGGAAGAUUGCUCUCGUUGGAAGUCGCUCUGUUGUCGUUGUUAUCUUAAAUACUGAUUACUUGUCUCGUAUGGCAGGCAAGUCCUCACUCACUGUGCAAUUUGUCGACGGGCAUUUCGUCGAGAGCUAUUACCCUACUAUCGAAAAUACGUUCAGUAAAGUAAUCAAAUACCAAGGACAGGAAUAUGCUACAGAGAUCAUUGAUACGGCGGGUCAGGAUGAAUAUAGUAUAUUAAACUCAAAACAUUUCAUAGGCAUUCAUGGCUACAUGUUAGUCUAUUCAGUUGCAAGCACUCAAAGUUUCGAUAUGAUGCAAGUCAUACGCGAUAGGAUACUCAACCACUUAGGUACCGAAUGGGCACCUGUCGUAUUGGUAGGUAACAAGAGCGACUUGAGACCAGAUCAGAGACAAGUGUCUGUUGAAGACGGCAAACAAUUAGCCGUCUCAUUUGAAUGUGCGCAUGUAGAGACGUCGGCUAGAUACAAUGAGAAUGUCACCAAGGCUUUUGAGCUCAUGAUUGGACAGAUAGAAAAGGGCCAAAAUCAGACAGAGAUUAAAAGGACAAGUAAAUGCCUAGUCAUGUAG